AGAGAGUCACGAUAUGUUGAAUAAUGAUGUCACCAUUCAAAUGUCAUGAGAUGAGGCAUCCCUACUUGUGACCUUAUUGUUCAAGGACCGUAACGUCGUAGGGAUUAGAUCCCGGGCUAAUUGCGGGGGGGAGUCAGAUGAGCUAAUCACCCGGCUGCUGCGCCCCUGGGCUCAAAGUCCUACAAUUCAGAAAUACGGAAAAUUGUCUUUAAUUAGAUGAAGAUAGUUGGGUGACUGUCUGAUGUCUGUAGCCAAUAUCACCUGUUUUCUUUGACUUGUAACUCUAGCUUUUCAUUAUUUCACUGGCUUUCAGGCAAAAUUACAUUGCAAAUCCAAGGAUGAGUCAGAUACUUGGAUCACAAAAGCAAAGUGGUGAGGAGGAUGCUGGGAAAUGCUUGCUGUACCAGCUUCACAUCAAGUACCUGGCAUCCUACUUAACCAACAACAAGAAUGAAAUGGAGAACACCAUGACCGAGUUCCUGCGCACCAGCGGUGCCUACUGGACGCUAACGGCACUGCACCUUCUGCACGCGGCCGACCGGCUGGAGCGCCAGCCGCUGCUCGAGUUUGUGCGCCAGUGCCAGGCGCCGUCGGGUGGCGUGGCAGGCCAUGUGGGCCACGAUCCCCACCUGCUGUACACGCUCAGCGCUGUCCAGAUCUGCUGCAUCUAUGACGCGCCGGAGACGCUGGACGUGGAGAAACUGGUGGCGUACGUGGCAGGCCUGCAGCGGCCCGACGGCAGCUUCCAGGGUGACGCUUGGGGCGAGGUCGACACCCGCUUCUCGUUCUGUGCCGUCGCCUGUCUGGCGCUGCUGGGCCGGAUGGACGCCAUUGACGCAGCGGCCGCCGGCGAUUAUGUGCUCUCCUGCAUGAACUGGGACGGCGGCUUCGGCUCGCGGCCGCGCUCGGAGAGCCACGCCGGCCAGAUGUACUGCUGCUUGGGCGCACUGAGCCUGCUGGGACGGCUGGCUUCGCUCGACGCCGACCGCACCGGCUGGUGGCUGUGCGAACGUCAGCUGCCGGCCGGCGGACUGAAUGGCCGGCCGCAGAAGCUGGCCGACGUCUGCUAUUCGUGGUGGGUGCUCGCCUCGCUCGCCAUGAUCGGCCGCCUCCACUGGAUCGACGAGGAGAGCGUCAAGCGGUUCAUACUGCGCAGCCAGGACCCGGAGGAGGGCGGCAUGGCCGAUCGGCCGGGCGACGUGUGCGACCCGUUCCACACGCUGUUCGGCCUGGCCGGCUUGUCACUGCUCGGCGACCGCUCGUUGGCGGCCAUUGACCCUGUGCUCUGCAUGCCGGCCGGGACGCUGCGCCGGCUUGGCCUGCGGCCACAGCGGCUGCGCUCGUGACCGGCCCGGC
This is a messenger RNA of Pollicipes pollicipes, 1356 nucleotides long. RefSeq names its product geranylgeranyl transferase type-2 subunit beta (gene RabGGTb). Bases 339 to 1346 code for a protein of 335 amino acids. NCBI's taxonomy places the organism in Eukaryota, Metazoa, Arthropoda, Thecostraca, Pollicipedomorpha, Pollicipedidae. The record is from RefSeq and is a predicted model, not a curated record. Gene Ontology annotation, cellular component: Rab-protein geranylgeranyltransferase complex. Gene Ontology annotation, biological process: protein geranylgeranylation. Gene Ontology annotation, molecular function: Rab geranylgeranyltransferase activity. The transcript is spliced from 6 exons.